AUGGUCCUGGCCCCGUGGGUCCUCAGUCUGCUGGGCUCAGCCUGCUUGGUGUCGGCCAACAUCUUUGAAUACCAGGUGGACGCCCAGCCUCUACGUCCCUGCGAGCUGCAGAGGGAGAGGGCGUUUCUGGAGCGAGCAGACUAUGUUCCUCAGUGCGCAGAAGACGGCAGCUACCAGACAGUCCAGUGCGAGGAUGACGGUGGCUCCUGCUGGUGCGUGGGCGCCGAGGGCAAGGAGGUGCCUGGAAGCAGGCAGCCCGGGCGGCCGGUGGCCUGUCCCAGGAGCUGCGAGAUAAGAAACCGCCGUCUCCUCCACGGGGUGGGAGACAGGUCACCCCCUCAGUGCUCUCCGGAUGGGCACUUCCUGCCGGUCCAAUGCAAGUUUGUCAACACCACAGACAUGAUGAUUUUCGACCUGGUUCAUAGCUACAACAGGUUUCCAGAUGCAUUCGUGACCUUCAGUGCCUUCCGGAACAAGUUCCCUGAAGUGUCUGGGUAUUGUCACUGUGCUGACAGUCAAGGGCGGGAACUGGCUGAGACAGGUCUGGAGCUGUUGCUUGACGAAAUUUAUGACACCAUCUUUGCUGGCCUGGACCUCGCUUCCACCUUCACUGAAACCACCCUGUACCGGAUAUUGCAGAGACGGUUCCUAGCGGUUCAGCUCCUCAUCUCUGGCCGGUUCCGAUGCCCCACAAAAUGCGAAAUGGAGCGGUUCACAGCGACCAGCUUUGGUCACCCCUACGUUCCCAGCUGCCGCCGGAGCGGGGACUACGAGGCGGUGCAGUGCCAGCGGGCAGGGCCGUGCUGGUGUGUGGACGCCCAAGGAAAGGAGAUCCAUGGAACUCGGCGGCAAGGGGAGCGGCCAUCGUGCGCUGAAGACCAAUCCUGCGCCUCUGAGAGGAGGCAGGCCCUGUCUAGACUACACUUUGGGCCCUCAGGCUAUUUCAGCCAGCACGGCUUGUUCUUGGCUCCCGAGGGAAGACGGGUCUCCCAGAAAGUAGCCAGAUUUGCCACAUCCUGCCCGCCCUUGGUGAAGGAGCUCUUUGUGGACUCUGGGAUUCUCCACCCGAUGGGAGAAGGGCAGGGUAAACAGUUUUCUGCCUCAGAAACUCUCCUCAGAGAAGCCAUUGGAGCGAUUUUUCCCUCCCGAGAGCUGGCUCGUCUUGCCCUUCAGUUUACCAUGGACCCAAAGCGACUCCAGCAAAACCUCUUUGGAGGGAAAUUUUUGGUGAAUGUUGGCCAGUUCAACUUGUCUGGAGCCCUUGGCACAAAAGGCACAUUUAACUUCAGUCAAUUUUUCCGGCAGUUUGGUCUCCCGGGCUUCCAGAACGGAGGGACCGACCUAGCUGCCAAGGCUUUCUCCUUGGGACUGGAUUCAAAUCCUGCCGCAGACCCCCCCGAAGCCUCUGUGAAGGGAGCUGCUAGGAACAGGCCGAUGGUGGGCAGCUUUGGCUUUGAGAUCAACUUACAAGAGAACCAGAACGCCCUGGCAUUCCUUGCGUCUCUCCUGGAGCUUCCAGAAUUCCCUCUCUUCUUGCAGCAUGCCAUUUCUGUGCCCGAAGACAUAGCGAAGGACUUAGGUGACGUGAUGGAAAUGGUGCUCAGCUCCCAGGGCUGCGGGCAGACGCCGGGCAGCCUUUUCGUCCCACUGUGCUCGGCGGAAGGAGACUACGAGGACGUGCAGUGCUUUGCCGGGGAGUGCUGGUGUGUGGAUUCCCGGGGCAAAGAACUUUCUGGCUCCAGGGUUAGAGGCGGACGCCCCCGGUGUCCCACAGAGUGUGAGAAGCAGAGGGCCCGCAUGCAAACCCUCGAGGGCAGCCAGCCCGCGGGGUCCAGGCUGUUGGUCCCUUCUUGCACCAGCGAGGGGCAUUUCCUCCCCGUCCAGUGCUUCGGCUCUGAGUGUUACUGCGUUGACCGUGAGGGUCAGCCUAUUCCUGGAACUCGAAGCGUACUUGGAGAACCCAAGCAAUGCCCCACCGCCUGUCAGUUACAGGCCGAGCAGGCCUUUCUGCGCACAGUGCGAGCUCUGGGCUCUGACUCCAGCCUGCUGCCCACCUUCGCCAGCAUCUACAUCCCGCAGUGCGGCACCGGUGGGCAGUGGAGGCCCGUGCAAUGCGACGGGCCCCCAGAGCAGGCCUUCGAGUGGUACGAACGAUGGGCAGCUCAGAACAACGGUGGCCGGGAGCUGACCCCUGCCGAGCUGCUCAUGAAGAUCAUGAGCUAUAAAGAAGCAGCUUCCAGAAGCUUUCGUCUCUUUAUUCAGAGUCUGUAUGAGGCCGGCCAACAGGGCAUCUUCCCAGGGCUGGAGAGAUACCCUUCUUUCCCAGACGUCCCACUAGCAGUGAUGGAAGGGAACCUGACCCAGCCUGGAGGGAACGUCCUCCUGGAGCCCUCCGUCUUUUGGCAGAUCCUGAAUGGCCAGCUCAGCUGGUACCCAGGGCCCUACUCAGACUUCAGCACUCCUCUGGCACACCUUGACCUUCGGAGCUGCUGGUGUGUGAAUGAGGCUGGUCAAGAACUGGAAAGCACCCGGACAGAGCCAAGCAAGGUCCCAGCAUGUCCUGGCUCUUGUGAGGAGGUGAAGUUUCGUGUCCUGCAGUUCAUUAAGGAAACAGAAGACAUUGUCUUGGCUUCCAACAGUUCCUGGUUCCCUCUGGGGGAGAGUUUCCUAGCAGCCAAAGGAAUCCUGCUGACUGAUGAGGAGCUCUCCCUUCCUCAGCUCUCUCCCUCCCGGGCCACCUUCUCAGAGAAGUUUCUGAGCGGGGGCGAUUACGCCAUUCGUCUGGCAGCUCAGUCCACCCUUGACUUCUAUCAAAGACGCGCCUUUCUCCGGGGAGAUGAUUCCACGCGAGCAUCCGCCCUUCUGCGGCCCGGCCCUUACGUGCCCCAGUGCGACGCGUGGGGACGUUGGGAGCCUGUGCAAUGCCACGCCAGGACUGGGUACUGCUGGUGUGUGGACAGGAGGGGAGAGUACGUCCCUGCCUCGCUGACUGCCCGCUCCUCCCAGAUCCCCCCGUGCCCCACCGCCUGUGAGGCAUCUCGAACCAGUGGGCUGCUUUCCAGUUGGAAACAGGCUGGGUCCCAGGGAAACCCAUCUCCAAGAGACCUGUUCAUCCCAACCUGCCUAGAGACAGGAGAGUUUGCCAGGCUGCAGGAGUCGGAGACCGGCGCCUGGUGUGUGGACCCAGCCUCGGGAGCGGGCCUGCCUCUGGCCACCAACAGCAGCGCCCCGUGCCCGAGCCUCUGUGACGUGCUCCCGAGUGGAGUCCUCCCCAGGAGAGCCAGCUCGAGCUCUACCCCAGCCUGUGGGGAAGAGGAUGGACGCUCUUCCCCCGUGCGCUGCGACCCGGCCCAGGGCAGCUGCUGGUGUGUCCUCGCCACCGGAGAAGAGGUGCCUGGGACCCGCGAGGCUGGGCGCCAGCCAGCCUGUGAAAGCCCCCAGUGCCCGCUACCGUUCAACACGUCGGAUGUGGCCGGUGGAGCGAUCCUGUGUGAGCGAGCCGCGGGCCCCGGGGGAUCCGCCAUCCAGCGGUGCCAGCUGCGAUGCCUCCGGGGCUACUGGAGUGCGUUCCCGCCAGGGCCCCUGCUAUGUGGCCUCGAGGAGGGACGCUGGGUGUCACAGCCGCCCCAGCCCCACGCCUGCCAGCGGCCCCAGCUGUGGCAGACCGUCCAGACCCGAGCGCGGGUCCUGCUCCGGCUCCCGCCAGGCAAGAUGUGCAGCGCCGACUACGCGGGCUUGCUGCCGGCUUUCCGGGUCUUCAUAUCAGACGAGCUCGUGGCCCGGGGCUUCUGCCAGAUCCAGGCAAAGACUUUUGGGAGCCCCGUUUCCAUUCCUGUCUGCGAUGGUUCCACGGUGCAGGUGGAAUGUGUGAGUGGCGAGCGUUUAGGAGUGAAUGUCACAUGGAAAUUGCGGCUCCAGGACGUUCCCCCAGCCUCUCUUCCUGAUGUGCGUGACAUCGAGGAGGCCUUAGUCGGCAAGGAUCUCAUCGGACGCUUCGCGGAUCUGAUCCAAAGUGGAGAGUUCCAGCUUUAUCUGGAUUCCAAGACAUUCCCAGCAGACCCCUCCAUCUACUUCCUCCAGGGAGACAGCUUCGGCACCUCUCCCAGGACGUGGUUUGGGUGCCUGGAAGGAUUCCACCAAGUCUUGGCCACCGGCAGUGCCCCUCGGGACCCACCGGGGUGCGUCAAGUGUCCUGAGGGAAGUUACUUUCAGGAGGAGAUCUGCAUCCCCUGUCCCGUCGGAUUCUACCAAGAACAGGCAGGCAGCGUGGCCUGUGUCCCAUGUCCCAGGGGCAGGACGACCGUUUCUGCUGGAGCUUUCAGCCACACUCACUGUGUCACUGACUGUCAGAAGAGUGAGGCGGGCUUGCAGUGCGACCAGGACGGCCAGUACCGAGCCAGCCAGAGGGACAGGGGCAGCGGGAAGGCCUUCUGCGUGGACAGCGAGGGACGGAGGCUGCUGUGGUCGGAAACGGAGGCCCCACUCUCGGAAUCCCAGUGUCUGAUGAUGCAGAAAUUUGAGAAGGCUCCAGACUCUAAGGUGACCUUCCGUGCGGAUGUCACUGUGGCGGGCAGGUCCAGAGUCCCUGGUUCUGGGUCUCCACUGACACAAUGCUUGACAGACUGUGCGCUGGAUGAAGCCUGCAGCCUCCUUGCAGUGUCCACAGCGGGAUCAGAAGUCUUGUGUGAUUUCUAUGCUUGGACAAAUAACCACAUGGCCUGCACAGCGUCUGCUCAGCAUCAAGACACCCUGGGGAACUCAGAGGCCACCGGCUUCGGGAGUCUUAGGUGCCAGGUGACAGUGAGGAACGGGACUCCGGACUCUCCGGCUGUGUAUUUGAAAAAGGGCCAAGAAUUCACCACAACAAGCCGGAAGAGCUUCAAGCCAACGGGCUUCCAAAACGCGCUCUCUGGAACGUACGGGGCCGUCGUGUUCUCAGCCUCCGGAGCCGAUCUGACCGGGGCUCAUCUCUUCUGUCUUCUGGCGUGCGACCGUGAUUCGUGCUGUGAUGGCUUCAUCCUUGCGCAGGUCCAAGGAGGCCCCCUCAUCUGCGGGUUGCUGAGCUCCCCCGACGUCCUGCUUUGCAAUGUCAAAGACUGGAGGGACCCCACGGAAGCCCGGGCUAAUGCCACGUGUCCGGGUGUGACAUACGGCCAGGGGAGCCGCCCGGCGACACUGCGGCUGGGAGGCCAGGAGUUCGAGAUUCCGGCAGCCCUGGAAGGAACUCAGGAUGCCGUUACCAGCUUCCAGCAGGUUUAUCUCUGGAAAGAUUCUGACAUGGGGUCUCGGUCUGAGUCUAUGGGAUGCAGAAAAGACACGGAACCAGGGCCAACGUCUCCAACAGAACCAGAUUUGACAACAGAACUUUUCUUCCCCGUGGACCUUAACCAGGUGGUUGUCAAUGGAAGCCUACCCCUGCCCAACCAGCAGCACUGGCUUUUCAAACACCUGUUUUCCCCUCAGCAGGCAAACCUGUGGUGCCUGUCUCGCUGUAUCCAGGAGCCCUCUUUCUGUCAGCUGGCGGAGAUAACAGACAGUACACCCUUGUACUUCACCUGCACCCUCUACCCAGAGGCCCAAGUGUGUGACGAUGUCAUGGAGCCCAAUCCCAAAGGCUGCAGACUAUUCCUGCCCCACCAGCCAAAGACCCUGUUCCGGAAGAAAGUUAUACUGCGAGAUAAAGUGAAGAACUUUUAUACUCGCCUGCCGUUCCAAAAACUGACGGGGAUUUCCAUUAGAAACAAAGUGCCCAUGUCUGAAAAAUCCAUUUCCAAUGGCUUCUUCGAAUGUGAACGGCUGUGCGAUGCAGACCCGUGCUGUACUGGCUUUGGCUUUCUAAACGUGUCCCAGCUAAAAGGAGGAGAGGUGGUGUGCUUGACUCUGAACAGCCUGGGACUUCAGACGUGCAGUGAGGAAAAUGCAGGAACCUGGCGCAUUUUGGACUGUGGCUCCCCUGACACUGAGGUCCGCACCUAUCCCUUUGGAUGGUACCAGAAACCUGUCGCUCUGGGCUCCUGGCAGUCCCUGGCCCUCUCCGCAGCAGUUGUCGACCCGUCCAUCAGGAACUUUGAUGUUGCCCACGUUAGCACUGCCGCCACCAGGGACUUCUCUGAUGCCAGAGACUUCUGUCUGUUGGAAUGUUCCCGUCACCAGGCCUGCCUCGUCACCACUCUGCAGACCCGACCUGGUGCUGUGAGGUGUGUAUUCUAUGCUGAUACUCAGAUCUGCACACAUAGCCUGCAGGCCCAGAACUGCCGGCUUCUGCUCCGUGAAGAGGCCACCCACAUUUACCGGAAGCUGAGCAACCCUCUGCUCAGCUCUGGGACACCUGCACCUUCUGUGACCAUCACCCCCCACGGCCAGCUGCUGGGCAGGUCCCGGGCCGUCCAGGUGGGCACGUCAUGGAAGCAGGUGGAUCAGUUCCUGGGAGUUCCGUAUGCCUCCCCGCCCCUGGCCGAGAGCCGCUUCCGGGCACCGGAGCCCUUGAACUGGACAGGGUCCUGGGAUGCCACCCAGCCACGCCCGCUAGCAGCCCCCAACGCGUCCGUGCUGGUGCUUUUCCACAACACCGUGGAGGGCAGGGGGAGUGAAGGGCAGCUGGCCAUCGACGGCUCCUUCCUGGCCGCCAUUGGCAACCUCAUCGUCGUCACUGCCGGCUCCCGAGUGGGUGUCUUCGGCUUCCUGAGUUCUGGUUCUGGAGAGGUGAGUGGCAACUGGGGGCUGCUGGACCAGCUGGCGGCUCUGACCUGGGUGCAGACCCACAUCGCAGUGUUUGGUGGGGACCCUCGACGCGUGACCCUGGCGGCAGACCGUGGUGGAGCCGAUGUGGCUGGCAUCCACCUUCUAACCACCAGGGCCUCAGACUCCAGACUCUUCCGGAGGGCUGUGCUGAUGGGUGGCUCCGCGUUCUCCCCAGCUGCUGUCAUCAGCCAGGAGAGGGCUCGGCAGCAGGCAGCUGCUUUGGCAGAGGAGGUCGGCUGCCCCCCCUCGUCCAUCCAAGACAUGGUGUCCUGCCUCCGCCAGAAGCCUGCGAGCGUCCUUAAUGACGCCCAGACCAAGCUCCUGGCCGUGAGUGGCCCUUUCCACUACUGGGGUCCUGUGGUUGAUGGCCAGUACCUCCGCGAGGCUCCAGCCAGGGCACUGCAGAGGUCUCCGCGGACAAAGGUCGAUCUGCUAAUUGGGAGUUCUCAAGAUGACGGGCUCAUCAACAGAGCGAAAGCCGUGAAGCAAUUUGAGGAAAGUCAAGGCCGGACCAGUAGCAAAACAGCCUUUUACCAGGCGCUGCAGAAUUCGCUGGGCGGUGAGGACGCGGACGCCGGGGUCUGGGCGGCUGCAACAUGGUACUAUUCCCUAGAGCACUCCACUGAUGACUAUGCCUCCUUCUCCCGAGCCCUGGAGAACGCCACCCGGGACUACUUCAUCACCUGUCCUGUGAUCGACAUGGCCAGGCACUGGGCCCGGAGAGCCCGAGGAAACAUCUUCAUGUACCACGCUCCCAAAAGCUAUGGCCACAGCAGCCUGGAGUUGCUGGCAGAUGUUCAGUAUGCCUUCGGCCUUCCCUUCCACCCUAUCUACGAGGGGCAGUUUACUCUGGAGGAGAAAAGCCUGUCACUGAAAAUCAUGCAAUUCUUGUCCAACUUCAUCCGAUCUGGAAAUCCCAACUACCCACAUGAGUUCUCAAGGAAAGCCCCUGAAUUUGCCACCCCCUGGCCUGACUUUGUCCCACGUGCCGGCGGGGAGACCUACAAGGAGUUCAGUGACCUGCUUCCCAAUCGACAGGGCCUGAAAAGCACUGACUGCUCCUUCUGGUCCAAGUACAUCCAGUCUCUGAAGGCCACAGCAGACGAAGCCAAGCAGGGUCCAUCAGCAGAGAGUGACGCGGAGGACCCGCCGACAGGAGAGCCAGGCUCCAAGAGCUACAGCAAGUAG
Puma concolor (puma) is the source of this 7929-nucleotide messenger RNA. NCBI's taxonomy places the organism in Eukaryota, Metazoa, Chordata, Mammalia, Carnivora, Felidae. The record is from RefSeq and is a predicted model, not a curated record.